This is a messenger RNA of Paramuricea clavata, 369 nucleotides long. The record is from the annotation of a GenBank genome assembly. NCBI's taxonomy places the organism in Eukaryota, Metazoa, Cnidaria, Anthozoa, Malacalcyonacea, Plexauridae.
AUGAAGUCAUCGCAAGUUGGUGCUCAGAUCGGGUCUUGUUGGGGGAAGGUAUUCAGCAAAGAUACUUCUUUGGGUGGAGCAACUGCUUUCUGCAAAGCAGCAGUUUUGGCUGUGCAUGAAUGCAAUGAGAACAUGCGCUGCGACCUUGCAGAUCUUAUGGUCCACAAAAAAUCCACUGCGGACAAGUGUUACUUGCUGAAGAAUAAAAGUAAAUCUGCAGUACAGACCUCAAAAGAAUUAGCUAAAAUAAUGAGGUCGGCUGGUGCAUUUUGCUCAACAGAAAAAGGCAAUUCAUAUGAAGAUGAGGAACUGCCGUGUGAUGAGCCAUUGUUUGAAAACAUCCCCAUGACAUAUAUGGUCACUUUCUGA